This is a messenger RNA of Penaeus indicus, 3364 nucleotides long. RefSeq names its product pro-interleukin-16-like. Gene Ontology annotation, molecular function: protein binding. The record is from RefSeq and is a predicted model, not a curated record. Lineage: Eukaryota; Metazoa; Arthropoda; Malacostraca; Decapoda; Penaeidae. The transcript is spliced from 4 exons. Bases 286 to 1980 code for a protein of 564 amino acids.
GCGGCGGAGGUCAGUUUGCGAUCAGGAAGUGGGUGGUACGUGUGUGAUGCCAUUCUCUCAGCGCAGAUGACUGGUCCAUAGAAUAUUUAAAAAUUUAUUUAAUACUUCUCACUAUCAGCAUUAUGCUUUCACAUAAAAGCAUAUUAGCCAAAGGUGUGAUAAUGUUAGUGAUGCGGUAAAUAACAGUGAGUGACUUCAAUGAGAAGCUCUGGAGGCGCAGCCACUCUUGGUUUCGUGUCUGGAAUAAACAAUCGUGUUGUGUGGUGACGUCAUAACCUUGUAACGAUGGAUUGUGGAUUAUUGUGUUGGUCAUCUCCCAGGAGCCGACGGAAGCCUGCAUAUCCAGGGUCGCCGAGAUUCCGCCGCCGCGUGGAGAGCCAGUGGUCGUCGCUAGUGUCUCGAUGGCGCAACAUCGGCUCGCCCGCCCGCCACGUGGUCACGCCCACGCCCGAUCACGAGGGCCUCGUGGGCGGCGGCGACCGCGUGCACAUGAUGCGGCACCGUGACCAUACCCACAACACCUCCAGCAGCAGCACCAGCAGCAGCAACGGCCCGCUGCACGCCAUCAGGUCUCGCCUCGGCCGAGGGCGGUCACGGCAGACCCGCGCCAUGUCGCUCUGCGAUGCGGACGACGAGUGGGCGGCGCCCAACCGCCAGUGGGUGGACUCGCGGGCGGUGCUGGAGUGGGCGCGGAGGUGCGGCGAGCGCGACGACGAGCAGGACUCGGGCGUGACGGUGAGCGACAACGACGAUGCCUUCUCGCCGCCCUCCUCGUCGUCGUCGGCGUCCAGCGCGGGCGGCUCCUCCUGCCAUGACGAGGCCUUCAGCGAGACCUGCAGCGACACCUUCCCCGCCAGCGACAGACACGACGACGCCGUGCCCGCGCCCCACCCUGGGGACGUGGUGCCCCCUCCCCCGCCCAGGGACCCUUCGCCCUCGGGGGAGUUCUCUCACAGCUGCUCGACGCCGCUGUCCUCGCCCUACGCCUCGCAGACGCAGCCCCACAGCCCCGCGCAGCCCCGCCGGGAGCCAGCUCAACCGGGUCUUCACCAGCCCAGGAUCGUCGCCGACCACGUCAUAAAGAUGGACACGCGCGACCUGCACCCGACGUCCCCGCCCGCGACCGCCGCCCGCCGCUACCAGAAGCCGACGCCGCCGCAGAAGCCGCAGCAGCCGCAGCCUCAGUCGCAGGCGCAGCGGGGGGGCGGCGUGGCCACCAGGGUGGGGGGGCGGGCGAGGAUCUCCUCGUGUGUGGACUCAUGCAUCUGGGAAGAGCCGCCCCCGUUGGACCUGCGACCCCCCGCCCACACGCCCGCCCACACGCCCGCCCACACGCCCAACCAUUCCCCCGCCCACUCCCCCGCCCACCGCACCACAACCCUGGACCGCCACAAGCACCAGGGACGCCGCUCCCCGCCCACCCCGACCUCCCUGACGCUCGGACGGGCCGGCCUGCGGAGCAUCGCCACGUCCCCCUCCGACGCCGAGGACAGGCUCAAGCUCCAGCGACUCAAGUGCUCGCUGGACACCUCGACGGACAGCCCGCCCAAAGCGCCCCUCACGCCCACCAGCGACCACAACAAGUCUACCUCCAGCCACGAGGACGAGGACGCAGACAAAACGGACGGCCAGCCCAGCUUCUGCACGUUGCCCCGCCAGAAGAGGGAAGUCACCUUCCAGAUCCGGACGGUGGUGUUCGAGAAGGGCCCGGGGCACCGCUCGCUCGGCUUCAGCAUCGUCGGGGGCACGGACUCCCCACGCGGCUCCAUGGGCAUCUUCGUCAAAACGGUGUUCCCCCAAGGACAGGCCGCCUCCUCGGGCGCUCUGCAGGAAGGUGACGAAAUCCUGGCAAUCAACGGCAAGCCCCUGCACGGCAGCUCCCACAAGGAAGCCAUCCUGGCCUUCAAGGAGAUCAAGCAGGGCAAGGUGGUGCUGCACAUCGGCCGCAGACGGAAGAAGAAGGCCGUCGCUCACCAGUGAUCUGCGAGGAAGACGUCUCACAAGCAGUGACCGUGUCUCCCUUCCAGCUGUGACGGCGCCCUUUGGCAGUGAUCUACUGUGGCGCUGUCUGUGGCUAUGACCGAGCAUUAUCUCGCGUCCUCCUGCAGCGGUCUGCUGUCUGUCCAGCAGUCGGAACUGCUGCUUUCUCUGAUGGUGGCAGCGGCGGCAGUUGGUCCGUUUGCAGUCCACCUCUGGUGCUAUCUCAUAGUACUUCUCGCCCUCUCGCUACUGGCGGUUGGCGACGUGCUGGCGUGUGCAGUUUGGAGGCAUCAGACAGCCAUCAGCAGUGGGAAUCUAGGGACCGAGAAACCAAGAAAAGGACUUCCAUCCCUGAGUGCCAAGUUAACGGUGCGGUUCGAGCUCCGGCGCGGAUGGAGGUGUUGGGAACCAUUCCGCUGGGAAGCCUCGUCUCAGAAAUGCCCAGACGACUUUCGAGUUUGAAAACAAGAUGAAUAUUUAAGAGAGAAUACGUACAGAGGAACACUGACUUCGUAAAACCAAGCUGUCCGUUGUGUUUUGUUGAAGCCAUAACAGGAUGACGGUUGUCAGCUUGGGUCGAAGCGUGACUUCGUGCUCAUAAGAAUAUCAGCUUUUUUAAUCAGAAUAUUUCUCAUUUCUCAUUCGUUAUAUUAUUGUUAUUUUGUUAGUCACUUAAGAAUAUUUAUGAUUUUCCCUUCUCGGUCGUCUCUGUGGAUCUCGUAAACCAGACCAGGUUGAUGUAGUCCAGAAGUUUAUAAGUAAACCUGAGAGUAAUCAAACCUCCGUUGGCCCCGUGCUGCUAGUGUUAACUCUUCCCGUUUCGUUGUAUGCGCCGCCAACCCACGCCCACAGUGCAAUGGGCCGCAGUCACACACCAACAGUUAACGUAACAACAAACGUUCAACCUACAUUUUACUUAAAUGCGAGAUAGUUUAAACAUAUGUAAGGUUCGACGUUCCCCAAUUGGUCCUGUAAAAAGAAAGAGGGCGUGUGGCCCCAUCCACCCCGACCCAAGAGUGUGGCCCAAGCAUGGCCAAGUGGAUUCCAAACUGCAGCAUAAAAUGUGUAAUCACUUAGGCUCCAUGAAACACCGAGCUGUAAGACGGCCUAAGGCUGCCUCCUUCCUAGUCGACAGAGCAGAAGUGUAACCUUUUAUAAUUCUGUAUUAAUAAUAACUUGCUGUAUAGACUUUACAGUUCUGAAAGGUUCUUUGUUUUAAAGGAACAAUUUUUUUUUUAUUUCUUGUACAUUUUUAUUGUGAUAAAAUUGAAAUGUUAAGUUCUUUCAUUAUCGCAAGCUAUUGUAAUCUUAUGUUAAUAUACCAUGUAAUCCUUGUGAUAUAAAUGUAAAGCUUUACACAAUAAAGUUAGGAAAAUAUGAGAAA